Molecule: messenger RNA, 4795 nt
Organism: Cuculus canorus (common cuckoo)
Lineage: Eukaryota; Metazoa; Chordata; Aves; Cuculiformes; Cuculidae
Product: interferon
Exons: 1
Coding region: 3124-3840 (238 amino acids)
Biological process (GO): B cell differentiation; adaptive immune response; response to exogenous dsRNA
Cellular component (GO): extracellular region
Molecular function (GO): cytokine activity; type I interferon receptor binding
Source: RefSeq, a predicted model, not a curated record
AGAGACAACAUUAUUGAUUAAUAGUUGAAACCAUAACAGAGCCGCACGGCUCUUAAGAACCCUAUGUUAUACACAUAAGAAAAUUUAAAGAGGAAGAACUAAAGGAAGUUUGGGUUUAAAAGAAGGUGACCGUAUCACUUUCAGCAAAGCCAACGUGUUACCUGGACCCUCAACUUCAAAAUAAAGCUACUUCAUAGAAAUUUUUAAUAUUAUAUACAAAUACUUGUUCUUUUAAUAACAAGUUGAAGGCAACAAAUAAACGCCUUCCUCCCACAACCCUCAGCUCUGAGCUGUCACCUUUCAGUGAGACUGGGGCUUGGAGAGCAACAGGCUAUCAGAAGCCAAAGACCCCGGGUCAGGCCAGGACUGUAAUCACAAUGUGGAUGUGAUCUAAAAGGCUUUAACCUUGUACCACAACCUGUUUUCUAAAAAUGUAAUCAUCAGCUAGGAAAGUAACACAAACAUUAAAAGGGGGAGGGGGGAAAAAAGGAGAAAAAAAGUUAACACCUGAUGACUGGAAAAUCUAUUUAAAUGUGUUACAGGAGACCUUAGAUCAGGUCUCCAAAACGGAGUGUGUAAUACAAUCCAUCGGGGUGAACAAAUAAUGUGGUUUUGGUACCAUUAACAAAUAAAAUUUUUAAAAUUUAGAAAUAGUGUUUGUUUAACCUUUCUCUUACCUUUUUUUAAUUUUUAUUUGUUGUGUAGGUUUCGUAACAUACAUGCUAGUACAGUAGUUUAUGUGUAUAAUUUAGAAAUUAAAACAUACUGGGGACUAGUGCUCACAAUUUUUUUACUGAUCAAAAAAAGGAGACCUCUGCCUUAUAUCAUUCUUCUAGGUCCCCUAGUGGAAGGUAAGACAGUCCUCAUCCUUGAAAGCUCACAUUCCAAUGUGACUGGACAUGCCAGCAAAAGCAAAGUGUCAUUUUACCUUCAGUUUGGGAGAGAAAGAGAAAAGUUUGGCCUUCCCUCUCUGGGUGAGCUCCACAUGCGGGGCUGGCACUCUACUAUGUGUUUUUCCUCCUAAGUCUCAUGGUUUACUCCUCACCAACUCCAAUCCAUCAAGAGCUAAUGCUUUAAUUGCUAAACUAUCCAUUUCCAAACAUUCUCCAAUACUGGAAAAACAUCCUCUUUCUUGAUACCACUCUCUGCAAAUUCCACAGCACUUCAAAUGCUUUCUGUGAGUUGACAGCACCUCCCACCUUGCUGCAUUUCUGUGCAUCACUAUUUCCUACACCAAAUCAUUCAUCACCAAACAUUAAAUAAUCCAGUAAAGAUGCAGUAUUGCAGGUACUUUCAGUAACUUGAAAUGGUGCCAUAUUUCAUUCUUUCCUACCCAGGUAAUUCCACCUUAUCAAUUCUGGCAUAACUCACUUAAAAAACCCAACGAAAUUCUCAUUAAAAGUCUUAGCAGGUUUUUCAAAAGCAACGCUCCCAUGUCCUUCUGAGGAAAACACCACAAAAAGCAGAUUUGCAGAACAGAUCUGAAGAGAGUUCAGUGGAUAUGAACUGUAAGUGACAUACUAGUAUCUUCCCCUAUAUAAGCUGGGCAAAACAUGACCAAAUUUAUGUGGGAACAGUGUUUCAGGAUUGCAUUUAUCCCCGCUGCCCCUCGGGUGGGAAAAAACCACAUCAGCGCUGUGUAUCCCUAUCCAACACACAUUUGAAAGAAAAAAAAUCAUAAGAAAAUAAAGUACAGGCCAAUUAUCUUUGCACUUCAUGCCCACGCAUAGGAAAACAUUGGAAGAGAGAUUCUCUUCCUCCAAACAACACAGGUGUUUCCUGACCUAUAGAAGCUACAGGAGAGAAGGUGUACAAAGUCAAAACCGAAAUAUCAGGAACAGACUCAAAGUGAUAGAGAAAAGGACUGGAAAAUUUUAAGUGACCCGAUGUAAUAGGCUGAAGCUCCACCAAGCAGCUCACUAGGUACCACACACACCAGCUAAGGCAUCUGUAAGAUUUCUGCUGCACAGGCAGCUUGCAACAGGCUAGCAGAAAAGAGGGCAUAGCCCAGUGUAAUACACACAAAAAUAACAGUUAACCACAGUGAGAAUUUAUAGCAUCAACACACACAUUAAGAAGCUGAGCUGAAUUAGAAGAAUCCCUUUCUCAAACCGCAGGGGAAACCCCAGCUCUGCCCGCGUGUGCAGGCACCGGUACCCUUCGCUGCUGGAGGUUUCCCAGGAAGUAGUGACAACUGCCAUAAAGACUCCGCCUACUUUUGCUUUCUAGAUGUAAGCAAUCUGACAUCUCAACGGCAAAUAUUCCCACCAGCUCCUGUCUCCCAUGCACCUCCAGCAGGCACCAGUACCUCUUGCUGCUGAAAGCUUCCCAGAUAGCAGUGAUGACGUACAUGUUGGACUUUGCCUGCUUUCACUUUCUAAAUGUAGGCACACCAGCAUGCCAAAGGCAAAUAUUCCCAGCAUCUUCUGUUCCCCAUACACCUAGUGUUGCCCAAUUACUACAAGAAAUUCAAAGCAUAUUAAAAAAUGAAAACCUAGAAGUCACAAUCACUGCAUGAAUAGUUGAUGAAAAAUUCUUCAGGACACGUAUGUAUUUAUUUAUGAAAAGGAGACACACAGGACAAUUCAGGAGGCAGGAGGGAUGAAAGACAACAUGACAGACAACACCAACAAUAUUCUGCAAGAUAUUCGCAGAGAGAGGAAAGACUCUUCCACUAGCAAAGCUACGUGCGCUGCAGAGAAAGGAAAAGAGAAGAAAAAAAGAGACUGAUAAACUAAAAUCUUUGUCAAUAAGAAAUAAAGUUAAACAUGUAUCAAUUCAUACAUACAAAUAAUAUCAAGAGUGUGAAACAGGGAGGGCAGAGAAGCUUGAAAAUAAAAACAAGACAGACAAUUCUCAAAAUAGGCAAAAAGAAAACCUGAAAUGCAUCCCCAGCACAGCUGCCCCCAAAGCCUCUGCUGCUGCACUUUCAUAUCUACCGAACCGUAACUCAGGAGCUGGGCUCCCCUCACACACCGGCAGCAGCCCUGGGAAAGAACCAGCUCCUCUUCCCCAGGGCAGCGCCAGCCUCCUGCUCCUUGCUUUGACAAACACAACAAAAGCCCUGAGGAGGAAGCAAACGGAAAGCAAAACUGAAAAUGGAAACAGGGAAAUUCUAUCAGGAUGAUGAAAGGAAAGUCACAGCACCACAUAAAUGUGGCUGCCCCACAGCAUCUCAAGCAGUAUCCACCUCCACCACCAUUCUGUCCCACCACACGCCAGACCAACACCACCAUGCUGGCACUCCACAUCCCACAGGUCCUGCCCCUCCUGAUGGCUCUCCACACUGUCCUCGCCUGCCUGCGGCCCCAUGACAACACCCUCCCAUGGAACAGUCUCCAGCUCCUCCGCACCAUGGCUCCCAGCCCAACACAGACCUGCCAGCACCAAGAGCCGCCCUUCUUCCCCGAUGCACUCCGACACAGCAACCACCCGCAGCACGCCAAACACGCUGCCCUCGCCAUCCUGCACAACCUUCUUCACAUCUUCAGUAGCAACCACAUCCCACAGCAAUGGGACAACCAUGCGCGCCACGACCUCCUCAACAGCCUCCAGCAUUACAUCGAGCACCUCCAGCAAUGUCUGCCACCACAGGGGUUGCUCUUCAAAAGGCAUGGGCCCCGCAAUCUCAUGCUCAAGAUCAACAAAUACUUCAGGCGCAUCCAUGACUUCCUGCGGAUCCACAACCACAGCGCCUGUGCCUGGGACCACAUCCGCCUCGAAGCUCACCUCUGCUUCAAACACGUGGACACGCUCUUCCGGCAGAUGAACAGCCAAGCCGCUCCAGCCGUCCACCAAACCUACUUGCACCCAACGCCCACCCCCACCCAACGCUGGUGAUCACCACUGGAGCAAAGGCUGCAGCAGUCCAGGCUGGGAUUGCUCAGCACUGCUCACACCUCUUCCAGCCAGGAGACUAGGACGAUGGGGAAAUGGGUGCAAUGGUGGCAAGGUCGGGACCCAGACCUGGCAUGAUCCGCUGACCCAUAUGGCAGCCUCACCUUAGCUGGAAAGGAUGGAGGAGGAAAUGGCUCUGCUACAUACUCAUGGACAGCCACACGAUGAUGGGGAUAAGAAUGAUAUUCAUUACUCAUGCUGCUACACAACCUGCCCAGACUGCGACCUCCCUGAUGGAGGGAAAGUUCACCAUGGACACUGUGGGACUCUCACUCCAACAACUAUUUAUCAGAACUCAAUUUUAAUUUAUUAAAUUAUUUAUUUAUUUAUUUUGCUGACCAUCUUAUAUAUUUUCAUAUUUAUUUAUCUAAUUGCUUGUUGGAAAUAAAGACCUUUUGCAAAAACAAAAAAAGAGAGAAGAGAUUGUCAUCGUGUGCAUACCAGGCACUGCAGGCAGGCAGGGACGAGCACCCCUCCUGUAGUCCAUCCCAUUGAUGCCUCCUGUCCUGGUCAAAGGCUGCGGACAGCAGGCCAAUCUCAGGGACCCACAACAGUCCCUCAAGCCCCUAGGCAUCUCUUCUGAUGCCAGACUCUCGGACCACACACUUGCCCAGAUGACAUGAUGCCUGCUCCGCACGCUCCUCCUCUGCCACCUCCCACCCUCUGCCUUCCUAACGCUUUCCCACUACCAAGUCAUGAAAGCCACCUACAGAUCAUGACCCAUCACAAAGAACCAUUCAACAAUACCAUAGCACUGUCUGGGAUCAAGCAGGGUGGUAAGGACAAGGUGCAUUUCAAAGGGGAAAGGAGACAACCCAUCAAGGUCUGUGUAGUUUUGGACAAGGAACAGCCCUCCAGUGCUGCCAACCCCACUAAAGAAACACCAAAAAACCUAGGG